Molecule: messenger RNA, 1302 nt
Organism: Hirsutella rhossiliensis
Lineage: Eukaryota; Fungi; Ascomycota; Sordariomycetes; Hypocreales; Ophiocordycipitaceae
Exons: 3
Coding region: 1-1302 (433 amino acids)
Source: RefSeq, a predicted model, not a curated record
AUGUCUUCGUCUCCGUCGGCGGACCGCUCUGCCCCGCACCUCCGCAAGCCCCUUGUCACUAGCAAGGGCGCGGGCGGCGACAUGUCCAUGAUGUUUUUCGCCCAGCCUGACUGCCCCGCGAGGUUCGCCCAUCAGGACGAGCACCGCAUUAGGGGCCUUAACGCCGAGGCCAUCGCCCGCGUCCUCCUGCCGGUGCCCUCGUGGCUGCUAGAGUCAGAGUACGCACCCCUCCGGGCCGAGGGCGACGCUCUAGGGCCCUCUCUCUUCUUUAGCCUAAACCUCUCCAUCUACGGCCAGCCGGUCGUCGAUACCGACUGGUCCGAGCAGUGGUUCUUUAUGAGCGGCCGCGUUCACCCCUACGCCCUCUCCUGGGAGGUGGAGCGCCGCGACGGGCUCGAGGCCGGCCCGGACGAUACUAUUCUCUACACCGUGCCCGCCCUUAUCGUCCGCGACCGAGGUUACCAGCCCGUCCUGCCGCGCUUCUUGGCCUCUGGCAGCCAGUUCCCGUCUACGCCUCCCGUCGUCUCUUUCCAUGGCGUAGUAGCCGGGCCUGGCCUCGACCUCCUACGUCCAGACUUCCUGCCCGGUCUCGGGCCCGACCAGCUCCGCUGCUGCGGCUUCGUCCGGCUCACGACCUACAUCGCCCCUGGCCUGCCGGACAGGAUUCCCUUUAAGGGCUACCACCCCUUCGAGCCUAACUCUUCCUUCAUACCCGGCGUCCCCUUUACCUGCACCGGAAAGGUCGUCGGCAUUCUCGACCACCGCGUUAUGCUCUGUCCCCCGGGCUCAGAGCGCGAUUACGUUUUUAUCGUCGUCCCGGACAGCUGGACCUUUGUCGAUAGACCCUCGGCCGCCGCCGCCGCCUCGGCCUCCCCCCUCACUACGCCCUUUAGGCCUCAGACCCAAUCCGCCUCCUCUACCUUCGAUUCCAUCCGCGCCGCCUUUUACUCCGUUGCUGCGCCGGCCUCGGCCGCAUCGGUCCCCCCUUCCUCGGCGUCGGCCCCGAUCGCCCUCGACCCCGUCACGCCGCCUCCUAAGCGCUCCCACCCGGCCCUUGCCGAUACGCCCAUGAAGAGGGCGCGCUUGCUGCAGCUGCAGCAUUCGCCGCCUUCCUCGUCAUCGAACACCGUCGGCUCCGCCGCCCCCUCCUCCUCUCCCCCGUCAGCUGCUUCUUCGUCUCGACCAGACGGCGCCCCGCCCGCUCCCGCUCCGACGGCCAGCCCGGGUUGCCCUCUCGACUCUAUCAUAGCGAGCACCUCCGACCCGCCCGCUCGCCCUCUCCGCUAUCGCAUGCAGAAAUAA